This is a messenger RNA of Bombina bombina (fire-bellied toad), 1180 nucleotides long. RefSeq names its product homeobox D11 (gene HOXD11). Bases 48 to 884 code for a protein of 278 amino acids. Gene Ontology annotation, biological process: regulation of transcription by RNA polymerase II; anatomical structure development. The transcript is spliced from 2 exons. Lineage: Eukaryota; Metazoa; Chordata; Amphibia; Anura; Bombinatoridae. Gene Ontology annotation, cellular component: nucleus. Gene Ontology annotation, molecular function: DNA-binding transcription factor activity, RNA polymerase II-specific; RNA polymerase II cis-regulatory region sequence-specific DNA binding. The record is from RefSeq and is a predicted model, not a curated record.
CAAUGCAGUGAAAUCUCCUUGUUGCUUGCAAUCGCAAAAAGGGAGACAUGACUGAGUUUGAUAAUUGCAACAACAGUGCAUCAAAUAUGUAUCUGCCUGGCUGUGCCUAUUACGUGUCGCCUUCGGAUUUUUCAACGAAAUCUUCGUUUUUAUCUCAGUCUUCUUCUUGCCCAAUGACUUUCUCCUAUACCUCCAAUUUAACCCAUGUGCAACCUGUGAGGGAAGUGGCAUUCAGGGAGUAUGGGAUAGACCGCAGUAAGUGGCAGUACAGAGGCAGCUACCCCUCGUAUUACUCCAGUGAUGAGGUGGUGCACAGGGACCUCAUCCAGACCACUAACAGGAGAACGGAUGUGCUAUUCAAAUCGGACUCAGUGUGCACUCACCAUGCACCCCCAAGUGCAUCCUCCAACUUCUACAGCUCUGUGGGCAGGAAUGGGAUCCUACCUCAAGGCUUUGACCAGUUUUAUGAUUCAACUCAAACAGCCUCCUACCAGCUGGACAUGGAUGAGCAGCCGGCUAAGACUGACCAGAAACCUCAAAACAGCACCGGCAAGAUGCCCUCAGCCCAGGACAAGAAAGUGACAAAUGACAGUCACCCCGGGUCCCCCUCUGGAGAGGCAGCAGCAGCAGCAGAGAAGAGCAACAGCUCAGCUUCCCAACGACUGAGGAAAAAGAGAUGCCCUUACAGCAAAUACCAGAUUCGAGAGCUGGAAAGGGAAUUUUUCUUCAAUGUUUACAUAAACAAGGAGAAGAGACUCCAAUUAUCCAGGAUGCUCAACCUCACUGACCGGCAAGUUAAAAUAUGGUUUCAAAAUCGAAGGAUGAAAGAAAAGAAACUCAAUAGGGAUCGACUUCAAUAUUUCACUGGAAAUCCACUUUUUUGAGUUAAUGUUCAAACUUACAUCACAACUGGUAACAGAAAAUGUGAAGCCUAAGUUAUUUGGUUUAACAUAGACCUUGAAUUUCCAACAGAGGAUUUUUUUUCCUAAACCUUUGAAGGAUGCCUCCUUGGUAAGGAGAUAACGCUCUUGGGAACGUCACUUACAGAUUGCAUCCAAUGGUGUGUGUUUUUUUUUUAAUCCACAUCAAUGAAUAUACAGUAUUAGUCUCCAAAGGUUGGUUCCGAGCUACAAUGACUUAUUUGACUACAGUACACAACUAACUAAAUAAAUGAAUGCCG